Molecule: messenger RNA, 531 nt
Organism: Lachancea sp. 'fantastica'
Lineage: Eukaryota; Fungi; Ascomycota; Saccharomycetes; Saccharomycetales; Saccharomycetaceae
Source: the annotation of a GenBank genome assembly
AUGAUCAGAUCCACCGCUUCUCACACUUUAAGAACCCGUCUGCCUUCCAGAAUGAUGGCCGCUCCAAGAAUCGUUUCGUCUUCGCUACACUCGUCAGCUUUGGCCCAGCAAUCGAUCUCAGACAAGGUCCGCCACAAACUGGGCGAUCUCAACAAGAAGAUCGGCGAAGCUGCCGCUUCAGGCAUCGACAAAGCGCAAGAGGCUUCGCACAACGUGGAGGAAACCGGCCAUCGCGCUACUGAGGCCGCCAAGAGCGGCCUGGAUUCCCUCAACAAGAAAACAGGCCAGGCCGCCGCUGCCGGGAUCGACAAAGCACAACACAUUGGCGAGUCUGUCCAGGACCAGGCCCAGGACUUGAAGCACGACGCAAAGGACAAAGCCCAGGACCUUAAACACAGCGCCAAAGACACAGCCCAGGAUUUGAAACACGACGCCAAGAACCAGGCCCAGGAUCUCAAACAGUCCACCCGUGAAACGGCCAACACGGCCAAAGAGCAGGCCAAGGACGUGGCUGGAAAGUACAAGCAGUAG